AUGGACGUGGACGUGGACAGGGACGUGGACGUGGACAUGGACGUGGACGUGGACGUGGACAUGGACGUGGACUUGGACGUGGACGUGGACGUGGACGUGGACGUGGACGUGGACGUGGACCGUGGAACGUGGACGUGGACUUUGGACGUUGGACGUGGACGUGGACUUGGACGUGGACGUGGAGGGGGACGGGACGUGGACGUGGACAUGCGCAUGCGUGGGAAGUGGACGUGGACGUGGACGUGGACCGUGGACAUGGACGUGGACGUGGACGUGGACGUGGACGUGGACAUGGACGUGGACGUGGACAUGGACGUGGACGUGGACGUGGACGUGGACGUGGACGUGGACGUGGAGGUGGACGUGGACGUGGACGUGGACGUGGACGUGGACGUGGACGUAGACGUGGACGUGGACAUGGACGUGGAAGUGGACGUGGACGUGGACGUGGACAUGGACAUGGACGUGGACGUGGACAUGGACGAGGACGUGGGCGUGGACGUGGACACGUGGACGUGGACUUGGACGUGGACGUGGAGGUGGACAAUGGACGUGGACGUGGAGGUGGACAUUGGACACGUGGACGUGGACGUGGACGUAGACGUGGACGUGGACGUGGACAUGGACAUGGACGUGGACGUGGACGUGGACGUGGACGUGGACGUGGACGUGGUCGUGGACGUGGACGUGGACAUGGACGUGGACGUGGACGUGGACGUGGACGUGGUCGUGAACGUGGACAUGGACAUGGACGUGGACGUAGACGUGGAGGUGGACGUGGAGGUGGACGUGGAGGUGGACGUGGACAUGGUCGUGAACGUGGACAUGGACGUGAACGUGGACAUGGACGUGGACGUGGACGUGGACGUGGACGUGGACGUGGACGUGGACGUGGACGUGGACAUGGACAUGGACGUGGACGUGGACGUGGACGUGGACGUGGACGUGGUCGUGAACGUGGACAUGGACAUGGACGUGGACGUGGACGUGGACGUGGACGUGGAGGUGGACGUGGAGGUGGACGUGGAGGUGGACGUGGACGUGGACGUGGACGUGGACGUGGACAUGGACGUGGACGUGGACAUGGACGUGGACGUGGACGUGGACGUGGACGUGGACGUGGACGUGGACAUGGACAUGGACGUGGACGUGGACGUGGACGUGGACGUGGACGUGGUCGUGAACGUGGACAUGGACAUGGACGUGGACGUGGACGUGGACGUGGAGGUGGACGUGGAGGUGGACGUGGAGGUGGACGUGGACAUGGUCGUGAACGUGGACAUGGACGUGGACGUGGACAUGGACGUGGACGUGGAUGUGGACGAGGACAUGGACGUGGACGUGGACAUGGACGUGGACAUGGACAUGGAUGUGGACAUGGUCGUAAACGUGGACAUGGACAUGGACGUGGACGUGGACGUGGACGUGGAGGUGGACGUGGAGGUGUACGUGGACGUGGUCGUGGACGUGGACGUGGUCGUGGACAUGGACGUGGACGUGGACGUGGACGUGGACGUGGACGUGGACAUGGACGUGGACAUGGACGUGGACAUGGACGUGGACGUGGACGUGGUCGUAGACAUGGACGUGGACGUGGACGUGGUCAUGGACGUGGACGUGGACAUGGACAUGGUCGUGAACGUGGAUAGGGACGUGGACGUGGACGUGGACGUGGACAUGGUCGUGAACGUGGACAUGGACGUGGACGUGGACAUGGACGUGGACGUGGACGUGGACAUGGACGUGGACGUGGACGUGGACAUGGACGUGGACAUGGACGUCGACGUGGACGUGGACGUGGACGUGGACGUGGACGUGGACGUGGACGUGGACGUGGACGUGGACGUGGACAUGGACGUGGACGUGGACGUGGUCAUGGACGUGGACAUGGACAUGGACAUGGACGUGGACGUGGACGUGGACGUGGACGUGGACGUGGACGUGGACGUGGACGUGGAGGUGGACGUGGACGUGGACAUGGACGUGGACGUGGUGGACGUGGACGUGGACAUGGACGUUGACGUGGACGUGGACGUGGUCGUUGACGUGGACAUGGACGUGGACGUGGACAUGGACGUGGACGUGGACGUGGACGUGGACAUGGAAGUGGACGUAGACGUGGACGUGGACGUAGACAUGGACGUGGACGUAGACGUGGACGUGGACAUGGACGUGGAAGUGGACGUGGACGUGGACGUGGACAUGGACAUGGACGUGGACGUGGACAUGGACGAGGACGUGGGCGUGGACGUGGACAUGGUUGUGGACGUGGACGUGGACUUGGACGUGGACGUGGACGUGGACGUGGACGUGGACAUGGUCGUGAACGUGGACGUGGACGUGGACAGGGACGUGGACGUGGACGUGGACGUGGACGUGGACGUGGACGUGGACAUGGACGUGAACGUGGACAGGGACGUGGACGUGGACGUGGACGUGGACGUGGACAUGGUCGUGAACGUGGACAUGGACGUGGACGUGGACGUGGACAUGGACGUGGACGUGGACGUAGACGUGGACGUGGACAUGGACGUGGACAUGGACGUGGACAUGGACGUCGAUGUGGACGUGGACGUGGACGUGGACGUGGACGUGGACGUGGACGUGGACGUGGACAUGGACGUGGACGUGGACGUGGACAUGGACGUGGACGUGGACGUGGACAUGGACGUGGACGUGGACGUGGUCAUGGACGUGGACAUGGACAUGGACGUGGACGUGGACGUGGACGUGGACGUGGACCUGGACGUGGACGUGGACGUGGACGUGGACGUGGAGGUGGACGUGGAGGUGGACGUGGACGUGGACGUGGACGUGGUCGUGGUCGUGGACAUGGACGUGGACAUGGACGUGGUCGUGGACGUGGUCGUGGUCGUGGACGUGGACGUGGACGUGGACGUGGACAUGGACGUGGACAUGGACGUGGACGUGGACGUGGACAUGGACAUGGACGUGGACGUGGUGGACGUGGUCGUGGACGUGGACGUGGACGUGGACGUGGACGUGGUCGUGGACGUGGACAUGGACGUGGACGUGCACGUGGACGUGGACAUGGACGUGGUCGUGUACGUGGACAUGGACGUGGACAUGGACAUGGACGUGGACGUGGUCGUGGACGUGGUCGUGGACGUGGUCGUGGACGUGGACGUGGACGUGGACAUGGACGUGAACGUGGACAGGGACGUGGACGUGGACGUGGACGUGGACAUGGUCGUGAACGUGGACAUGGACGUGGACGUGGACAUGGACGUGGACGUGGACGUAGACGUGGACGUAGACAUGGACGUGGACAUGGACGUGGUCGUGGUCGUGGACGUGGUCGUGGACUUGGACGUGGACGUGGACGUGGACGUGGACGUGGACGUGGACGUGGACUUGGACUUGGACGUGGACAUGGACGUGGACAUGGACGUGGACAUGGACGUGGACAUGGACGUGGUCGUGGACGUGGACGUGGACGUGGUCGUGGACGUGGUCGUGGACUUGGACGUGGACGUGGACGUGGACGUGGUCGUGGACGUGGACAUGGACUUGGACGUGGACGUGGACAUGGACAUGGUCGUGGACGUGGACGUGGACGUGGACGUGGACAUGGACUUGGACGUGGACGUGGACGUGGACAUGGACAUGGACAUGGACAUGGUCGUGGACGUGGACGUGGACAUGGACGUGGACGUGGACAUGGUCGUGGACAUGGACAUGGUCGUGGACAUGGACGUGGACGUGGACGUGGACAUGGACUUGGACGUGGACGUGGACUUGGACUUGGACGUGGACAUGGACAUGGUCGUGGACGUGGACGUGGACGUGGACAUGGACUUGAACGUGGACGUGGACGUGGUCGUGGACGUGGACGUGGACGUGGUCGUGGACGUGGACGUGGUCGUGGUCGUGGACGUGGUCGUGGACGUGGACGUGGACGUGGUCGUGGACGUGGAGGUGGACGUGGUCGUGGACGUGGACGUGGUCGUGGACGUGGACGUGGACGUGGUCAUGGACGUGGACUUGGAUUUGGACUUGGACGUGGACGUGGACCUGGACGUGGACGUGGACGUGGACGUGGACGUGGUCAUGGACGUGGUCGUGGACGUAGACGUGGUCAUGGACGUGGACUUGGAUUUGGACGUGGACGUGGACGUGGUCCUGGACGUGGACGUGGACGUGCACAUGGACGUGGUCGUGGACGUGGACGUGGACGUGGUCGUGGUCGUGGACGUGGACGUGGUCGUGGUCAUGGACGUGGUCGUGGACGUGGACGUGGACGUGGUCGUGGACGUGGACGUGGACGUGGUCGUGGACGUGGACUUGGUCGUGGACGUGGACGUGGACGUGGUCAUGGACGUGGACUUGGAUUUGGACGUUGACGUAGACGUGGACUUGGACGUGGACGUGGACUUGGACGUGGACGUGGACGUGGAGGACGUGGACGUGGACGUGGACGUGGACGUGGUCGUGGACUGGGACGUGGACGUGGACAUGGACAUGGACUUGGACGUGGACGUGGACGUGGUCGUGGACGUGGUCGUGGACGUGGACGUGGACGUGGACGUGGUCGUGGACGUGGACGUGGACGUGGACGUGGACUUGGACGUUGACGUGGACGUGGACGUGGUCGUGGACGUGGAAUUGGACGUUGACGUGGACUUGGACGUGGACGUGGACUUGGACGUGGACGUAGACGUGGACGUGGACGUGGACGUGGACAUGGACGUGGACGUGGACGUGGACAUGGACGUGGACGUGGACGUGGACAUGGUCGUGAACGUGGACAUGGACGUGGACGUGGACGUGGACGUAGACAUGGACGUGGACGUGGACAUGGACGUGGACGUGGACAUGGACGUGGACGUGGACGUGGACAUGGUCGUGAACGUGGACAUGGACGUGGACGUGGACGUGGACGUAGACAUGGACGUGGACGUGGACGUGGACGUGGACAUGGACUUGGACGUGGACGUGGACGUGGACAUGGACAUGGACAUGGACAUGGUCGUGGACGUGGACGUGGACAUGGACGUGGACGUGGACAUGGUCGUGGACAUGGACAUGGUCGUGGACAUGGACGUGGACGUGGACGUGGACAUGGACUUGGACGUGGACGUGGACUUGGACUUGGACGUGGACAUGGACAUGGUCGUGGACGUGGACGUGGACGUGGACAUGGACUUGAACGUGGACGUGGACGUGGUCGUGGACGUGGACGUGGACGUGGUCGUGGACGUGGACGUGGUCGUGGUCGUGGACGUGGUCGUGGACGUGGACGUGGACGUGGUCGUGGACGUGGAGGUGGACGUGGUCGUGGACGUGGACGUGGUCGUGGACGUGGACGUGGACGUGGUCAUGGACGUGGACUUGGAUUUGGACUUGGACGUGGACGUGGACCUGGACGUGGACGUGGACGUGGACGUGGACGUGGUCAUGGACGUGGUCGUGGACGUAGACGUGGACGUGGACGUGGACUUGGAUUUGGACGUGGACGUGGACGUGGUCCUGGACGUGGACGUGGACGUGCACAUGGACGUGGUCGUGGACGUGGACGUGGACGUGGUCGUGGUCGUGGACGUGGACGUGGUCGUGGUCAUGGACGUGGUCGUGGACGUGGACGUGGACGUGGUCGUGGACGUGGACGUGGACGUGGUCGUGGACGUGGACUUGGUCGUGGACGUGGACGUGGACGUGGUCAUGGACGUGGACUUGGAUUUGGACGUUGACGUGGACGUGGACUUGGACGUGGACGUGGACUUGGAGGACGUGGACGUGGACGUGGACGUGGUCGUGGACUGGGACGUGGACGUGGACGUGGACAUGGACUUGGACGUGGACGUGGACGUGGUCGUGGACGUGGUCGUGGACGUGGACGUGGACGUGGACGUGGACGUGGUCGUGGACGUGGACGUGGACGUGGACGUGGACUUGGACGUGGACGUGGACGUGGACGUGGUCGUGGACGUGGAAUUGGACGUUGACGUGGACUUGGACGUGGACGUGGACUUGGACGUGGACGUAGACGUGGACGUGGACGUGGACGUGGACAUGGACGUGGACGUGGACGUGGACAUGGACGUGGACGUGGACAUGGUCGUGAACGUGGACAUGGACGUGGACGUGGACGUGGACGUGGACGUAGACAUGGACGUGGACGUGGUCGUGAACGUGGACAUGGACAUGGACGUGGACGUGGACGUGGACAUGGUCGUGAACGUGGACAUGGACGUGGACAUGGACGUGGACGUGGACGUGGACGUGGACAUGGUCGUGAACGUGGACGUGGACGUGGACGUGGACGUGGACGUGGUCGUGGUCGUGGAGGUGGACGUGGAGGUGGAGGUGGACGUGGACGUGGUGGACGUGGACCUGGACGUGGACGUGGACGUGGACGUGGACGUGGUCGUGGACAUGGACGUGGACGUGGACAUGGACGUGGACGUGGACAUGGACAUGGACGUGGACGUAGACGUGGACGUGUACGUAGACGUGGACGUGGACGUGGACAUGGACGUGAACGUGGCCAGGGACGUGGACGUGGACGUGGACGUGGACGUGGACAUGGUCGUGAACAUGGACGUGGACGUGGACGUGGACAUGGACGUGGACGUGGACGUGGACGUGGACGUGGACAUGGACGUGAACGUGGACGUGGACGUGGACGUGGACGUGGACGUGGACAUGGUCGUGAACGUGUACAUGGACGUGGACGUGGACGUGGACAUGGACGUGGACGUGGACGUGGACGUGGACGUGGACGUGGACAUGGACGUGGACGUGGACGUGGACAUGGACGUGGACGUGGACGUGGACAUGGACGUGGACGUGUACGUGGUCGUGGACGUGGACAUGGACAUGGACGUGGACGUGGACGUGGACGUGGACAUGGACGUGGACGUGGACCUGGACGUGGACGUGGACGUGGACGUGGACGAGGAGGUGGACGUGGAGGUGGACGUGGACGUGGUCGUGGACGUGGACGUGGACGUGGACGUGGACGUGGUGGUGGUCGUGGACAUGGACGUGGACAUGGACGUGGUCGUGGACGUGGUCGUGGUCGUGGACGUGGACGUGGACGUGGACAUGGACGUGGACAUGGACGUGGACGUGGACGUGGACGUGGACGUGGACGUGGACGUGGACGUGGACAUGGACGUGGACGUGGUGGACGUGGUCGUGGACGUGGACGUGGACGUGGACGUGGACGUGGUCGUGGACGUGGACAUGGACGUGGACGUGGACGUGGACGUGGACAUAGACGUGGACGUGGACAUGGACGUGGACAUGGAUGUGGACGUGGACGUGGACGUGGACGUGGACAUGGACGUGGACGUGGUCAUGGAGGUGGACGUGGACGUGGUCGUGGACGUGGACGUGGACGUGGACAUGGACUUGGACGUGGACAUGGACUUGGACGUGGACAUGGACGUGGUCGUGGACGUGGUCAUGGACUUGGACGUGGACGUGGACGUGGUCGUGGACGUGGACGUGGACGUGGACCUGGACGUGGACAUGGACGUGGUCGUGGACGUGGACGUGGACGUGGUCGUGGACGUGGUCGUGGUCGUGGACGUGGUCGUGGACGUGGACGUGGACGUGGUCGUGGACGUGGACGUGGACGUGGUCGUGGACGUGGACGUGGUCGUGGACGUGGACGUGGUCAUGGACGUGGACUUGGAUUUGGACGUGGACGUGGACGUGGACUUGGACGUGGACGUGGACUUGGACGUGGACGUGGACCUGUACGUGGACGUGGACAUGGACGUGGACGUGGACGUGGUCCUGGACGUGGACGUGGACGUGGACAUGGACGUGGUCGUGGACGUGGACGUGGACGUGGACGUGGACGUGGUCGUGGACGUGGACGUGGUCGUGGACGUGGUCGUGGACGUGGACGUGGACGUGGUCGUGGACGUGGUCGUGGACGUGGUCGUGGACGUGGACGUGGUCGUGGACGUGGACGUGGACGUGGUCAUGGACGUGGACUUGGAUUUGGACGACGUGGACGUGGACGUGGACAUGGACUUGGACGUGGACGUGGACGUGGUCGUGGACGUGGUCGUGGACGUGGACGUGGACGUGGUCGUGGACGUGGACGUGGACAUGGACUUGGACGUGGACGUGGACGUGGUCGUGGACGUGGACGUGGACGUGGUCGUGGACGUGGUCGUGGUCGUGGACGUGGUCGUGGACGUGGACGUGGUCGUGGACGUGGACGUGGACGUGGUCGUGGUCGUCGACGUGGACGUGGACGUGGUCGUGGACGUGGAAUUGGACGUUGACGUGGACUUGGACGUGGACGUGGACUUGGACGUGGACGUGGACGUGGAUGUGGACUUGGUCAUGGACGUGGACGUGGACUUGGACGUGGUCGUGGACAUGGACUUGGACGUGGACGUGGACUUGGACGUGGACGUGGACGUGGACUUGGACGUGGACGUGGACGUGGACUUGGACGUGGACUUGGACGUGGACGUGGACGUGGAUUUGGACGUGGACGUAGACGUGGACGUGGACUUGGACGUGGACUUGGACGUGGACGUGGACGUGGACUUGGACGUGGACGUGGACGUGGACUUGGACGUGGACUUGGACGUGGACGUGGACGUGGACUUGGACGUGCACGUGGACUUGGACGUGGACGUGGUCCUGGACGUGGACGUGGACGUGGACCUGGACGUGGAGCUGGUCGUGGACGUGGAUGUGGACGUGGUCGUGGACGUGGACGUGGACCUGGACGUGGACGUGGACGUGGUCGUGGACCUGGACGUGGUCGUGGACGUGGACGUCGACGUGGACUUGGACGUGGAUGUGGACGUGGACUUGGAUGUGGACGUGGUCGUGGACGUGGAUGUGGACGUGGACAUGGACGUGGACUUGAACGUGGAUGCGGACAUGGACGUGGACAUAGACGUGGACGUGGUCGUAGACGUGGACGUGGUCGUGGACGUGGACGUGGACGUGGACUUGGACGUGGACGUGGUCGUGGACGUGGUCGUGGACGUGGACGUGGACGUGGACUUGGACGUGGACGUGGUCGUGGUCAUGGACGUGGACCUGAACGUGGACGUGGAGGUGGUCGUGGUCGUGGACUUGGACGUGGACUUGGACGUGGACGUGGACUUGGACGUGGACGUGGACUUGGACGUGGACUUGGACGUGGACGUGGACGUGGUCGUGGACGUGGACAUGGACGUGGUCGUGGACGUGGACGUGGACAUGGACUUGGACGUGGACGUGGACGUGGUCGUGGACGUGGUCGUGGACGUGGACGUGGUCGUGGACGUGGACGUGGUCGUGGUCGUGGACGUGGUCGUGGACGUGGACGUGGACUUGGACGUGGACCUGGACGUGGACGUGGACGUGGACGUGGAGGACGUGGAUGUGGACGUGGACGUGGUCGUGGACUGGGACGUGGACGUGGACGUGGACGUGGACGUGGUCGUGGACGUGGACUUGGUCGUGGACGUGGACGUGGUCGUGGACGUGGUCGUGGACGUGGACGUGGACGUGGACGUGGUCGUGGACGUGGACGUGGUCGUGGACGUAGACGUGGACGUGGUCAUGGACGUGGACGUGGACGUGGAGGACGUGGACGUGGACGUGGACGUGGACAUGGACGUGGUCGUGGACUGGGACGUGGACGUGGACAUGGACUUGGACGUGGACGUGGACGUGGUCGUGGACGUGGUCGUGGACGUGGACGUGGACGUGGUCGUGGACGUGGACGUGGACAUGGACUUGGACGUGGACGUGGACGUGGUCGUGGACGUGGACGUGGACGUGGUCGUGGACGUGGUCGUGGUCGUGGACGUGGUCGUGGACGUGGACGUGGACGUGGUCGUGGACGUGGACGUGGACGUGGUCGUGGUCGUGGACGUGGACGUGGACGUGGACGUGGUCGUGGACGUGGAAUUGGACGUUGACGUGGACUUGGACGUGGACGUGGACUUGGACGUGGACGUGGACGUGGAUGUGGACUUGGUCAUGGACGUGGACGUGGACUUGGACGUGGUCGUGGACGUGGACUUGGACGUGGACGUGGACUUGGACGUGGACGUGGACGUGGACUUGGACGUGGAUGUGGACGUGGACUUGGACGUGGACUUGGACGUGGACGUGGACGUGGAUUUGGACGUGGACGUAGACGUGGACGUGGACUUGGACGUGGACUUGGACGUGGACGUGGACGUGGACUUGGACGUGGACGUGGACGUGGACUUGGACGUGGACUUGGACGUGGACGUGGACGUGGACUUGGACGUGCACGUGGACUUGGACGUGGACGUGGUCCUGGACGUGGACGUGGACGUGGACGUGGUCGUGGACGUGGACUUGGACGUGGACGUGGACUUGGACGUGGACGUGGACGUGGACGUGGACUUGGACGUGGACGUGGACGUGGACGUGGACUUGGACGUGGACGUGGACGUGGACGUGGUCGUGGACGUGGACGUGGACUUGGUCGUGGACGUGCACGUGGUCGUGGACGUGGACUUGGUCGUGGACGUGGACUUGGUCGUGGACGUGGACUUGGACGUGGACGUGGACUUGGACGUGGACGUGGACGUGGAUGUGGACUUGGACGUGGACGUGGACGUGGUCGUGGACGUGGACUUGGACGUGGACUUGGACGUGGACGUGGACGUGGACUUGGACGUGGACGUGGACGUGGACUUGGACGUGGACUUGGACGUGGACGUGGACGUGGACGUGGAUUUGGACGUGGACGUGGACGUGGACUUGGACGUGGACUUGGACGUGGACGUGGACGUGGACUUGGACGUGGACGUGGACUUGGACUUGGACGUGGACGUGGACUUGGACGAGGACGUGGACGUGGACGUGGACUUGGACGUGGACGUGGACGUGGACGUGGACUUGGACGUGGACUUGGACGUGGACGUGGACGUGGACGUGGACGUGGAUUUGGACGUGGACGUGGACGUGGACUUGGACGUGGACUUGGACGUGGACGUGGACGUGGACUUGGACGUGGACGUGGACGUGGACUUGGACGUGGACUUGGACGUGGACGUGGACGUGGACUUGGACGUGCACGUGGACUUGGACGUGGAUGUGGUCCUGGAUGUGGACGUGGACGUGGACGUGGACCUGGACGUGGAGCUGGUCGUGGACGUGGAUGUGGACGUGAUCGUGGACGUGGACGUGGACCUGGACGUGGACCUGGACGUGGUCGUGGACCUGGACGUGGUCGUGGACGUGGACGUCGACGUGGACUUGGACGUGGAUGUGGACGUGGACUUGGACGUGGACGUGGUCGUGGACGUGGAUGUGGACGUGGACAUGGACGUGGACCUUGACGUGGAUGUGGACUUGGACGUGGACGUGGUCGUAGACGUGGACGUGGUCGUGGACGUGGACGUAGACGUGGACUUGGACGUGGACGUGGACGUGGUCGUGGACGUGGUCGUGGACGUUGUCGUGGACGUGGACGUGGACUUGGACGUGGACGUGGUCGUGGUCAUGGACGUGGACCUGGACGUGGACGUGGACGUGGACGUGGUCGUGGUCGUGGACUUGGACGUGGACGUGGACUUGGACGUGGACGUGGACUUGGACGUGGACGUGGACUUGGACGUGGACUUGGACGUGGACGUGGACGUGGUCGUGGACGUGGACAUGGACGUGGUCGUGGACGUGGACGUGGACGUGGACGUGGACAUGGACUUGGACGUGGACGUGGACGUGGACGUGGUCGUGGACGUGGUCGUGGACGUGGACGUGGACGUGGACGUGGACGUGGUCGUGGACGUGGUCGUGGACGUGGAUGUGGUCGUGGUCGUGGACGUGGUCGUGGACGUGGACUUGGACGUGGACCUGGACGUGGACGUGGACGUGGAGGACGUGGACGUGGACGUAGACGUGGACGUGGUCGUGGACUGGGACGUGGACGUGGACGUGGACGUGGACGUGGACUUGGACGUGGACAUGGACGUGGUCGUGGACGUGGUCGUGGACGUGGACAUGGACGUGGUCGUGGACGUGGACGUGGUCGUGGACGUGGACGUGGACGUGGUCAUGGACGUGGACUUGGAUUUGGACGUGGACGUGGACGUGGACUUGGACGUGGACGUGGACUUGGACGUGGAUGUGGACGUGGACGUGGUCGUGGACGUGGACUUGGACGUGGACGUGGACUUGGACGUGGACGUUCUCCUCCAGUCCUGUACGUAG
Closterium sp. NIES-65 is the source of this 12183-nucleotide messenger RNA. The record is from the annotation of a GenBank genome assembly. Lineage: Eukaryota; Viridiplantae; Streptophyta; Zygnematophyceae; Desmidiales; Closteriaceae.